GCUAAAAAUUGAAUGACAUGUCUCCAUCUAGUGGCUGGUUUAGGGUCUGCACCGUUUAAAGGUCGCCUGCUCUAGAAACUUCUGCAUCAUCUCCUCUGCCCGGCUCAGACCCCCUGGGUCCACUUUACGAACUUAUUGAUUACCGAAUGUUGAGCCAGCCAUGUCGGGGCCGUAAGAUAGCAUUUUCAAUGUGUUUUUAAUCAAAGAUGGUUUCCAUGACUACGUCAAUUCUUAAAGCUACAGUCGCAAAAACAUUGUAGAACCUCCAUAUGUUUCGGGGAGUGUAAUGUAACGUCUUACUUGCACUUUUAUAACAUAUUUACUCGAUGUGUUAUAAAGGAACCUUUUAUGUAAUUGUUUUGAAGCCCAGUUUUCUAAAUGACUCCAGUCUGUGUAUUUGCCGCGCAUGCGCUGUUGGAAGCCGAUGCUGUGUGUAGAAAAAUCAUGGCGGAGGCGAUGCAGACCGAGAGUUUUCCUGUCUUACCUUCGGGACUGGCGGAGGUAGAUAAAAUGAUCCGGGAGCGAGGCGACCUGUUUUCUGACACCCAGUGUAAAGUCUGCAGCGCCGUCCUGAUUUCUCAGUCUCAGAAGUUGACUCAUUAUCAGAGUAAGAAACAUGCCAACAAGGUUCGGCGUUUCCUUUCCCUGGAAAAUGAGAACGGCGAUCCGGUCAAGAAGCCCAAAACCUCCAACAACGACUGCAACAACGGCGACACGGACCGGCUGAAGGCGUGCCACCUCUGCAACAUGACCUUCACAUCUCCAGUUAUGGCUGAGUCUCACUAUCAGGGCAAAUUUCAUGCCAAGAGGCUGAAAAUGAAAGCUGUUGAAUCCCAGACUCCAGAAGCCUCUCAGACUUCACAGCCGGUGGAGAAACCUGCCGACAUUUCAGCCGGCGGUUCUGAAACCGACAACAACAACAACCCAGAUCGCUUCUGCUCCACUUGCAAGGCGUCGUUCAACAACCCACUCAUGGCCCAGCAGCACUACGCCGGCAAGAAGCAUAAAAAACACAUGACCAGGUUAAAGCUGAUGGAGACAUACGGCCCCUCCACCGCACCAGCGUCGACACUAAACGGUUACCCCUGCACCGUCUGCAGCAUCGUGCUCAACUCCGUGGAACAGUACCAGUCUCACAUCAGCGGCGCCAGGCAUAAGAACCAAAUGAAGAAAGCUGUUCAGAAGUCUGGAGACGACCAGCCUUCAGCUGCGGAGUCGAACCAGCUCACUGGAGGAGAAAACCAGUACCCCGGGGGCGAUGGCCGGCGCGCGCCCGCAGACGACCAGUACCCCCCAGGAGACGACCAUUACGUUGCCCCUGACGACCAGUACGGCUCUGGGAGCAACCAGUACGAGGGCGGAGACGGCCAGUUCGGGAACCACCAGUACACCCCGGAGUUCUCUGCGUUUUCGGACCAGUUCCAGUACACUUGAGGCCGAACUGGGAUCGAACUCUCCAAACAGCCCCCCCUUUAACAAACCAUCACUCCCAGCCCCCCCAUUAAACUUUAGCUCCUGUAACCAGUCUGGACUGUGACCCCCAUGUGCCCUCUAUCAUUUUCUGUUUGUUUUCUGUGAUUCUGCCGGCCCAGCAGAGUCGCGGCUCCAACACGCUGCAGUUCUUCUUCCUGUUUUCUCUCAAAGUUUGGACAGUACGAUGAUUUCAGCUGCAGCGACGGAAACAGAAAGGAGCGCCGCGUUUUAAACGCCUGUUCAGAUGUUCUUGAGGCGGGGUUUUGUUGUUUGCUCAUCAGCAGUCAGUAUCUUCACUUUGAGGCUAAUUUGUUGGGAACCAUGAGACCCAGUCUCAGUAUUUUUAACAUGUUUGCUAAUUUUAUGGUUUUUGACAAGAAAAUCCAGUUCAGUUCAAACAUCCUGUAUCAAUCCCAGAGGGACAUUAAACGUGUUGACUCGUAUCACUCAGUGGCUGUAGAUGUUGAUAGCUGUGCCUGUAGCAGUCUGUUGAACAGCGGCUCUGUAUAGGCCUCUGACUGAAGACCCUGUCUCAGACAGAGGAGGCUCCAGGAUUUUUCUUUUUUUUAUUAUUAUUAUUUUAUGUAAAACAUGAAGUGGUUUCCAUAUUUCCUGAAAUAUCUGAUCUCCGAGUGAACCACCGCUGUUCUGGCAGCAGCUGAGGUUAGUCGAUAUUUUGCUAAUGUCAAAAAAAUUAUUUUACAAUUGUUUCCACUGAGAGACAUAAUUAAAAUCACCCAAAUAAGUUUGUUCACAUAAGUCAUUAAAAUAUAUGCAGCACUGUCUUCCCCAGCCACUUCCUGUUUUCCUCUUCAAGGUUUCCAGCAGUAGUAACAUCCUGCUGUUGGUCAUGAGGCAAAAAAAAUGUUUCGAUUGCAGUUUUGUGAAGUAAACCAAUUUAAAUAUGGCCCAAAAAUCCACCUCAUUCCAGCAACAAAAGUUGAGAUUUUUAAAAAUUUUUAUUAAGCUAUGCAACAACAUGAACAAUGCAAACAAUCCAGCAUCUGCAUUUUUAUUAAACAGGAGCAAAACUAUGUUGAUAUUCUGCCAAUGUUGAAAAAACAUUUUUACUUUAGCUGUUUCCUUUACAUAAGAAAAAUUGAAAUGAAAAGUUUUCAUCUGAGAAGUUUCUAAAAACGUGCAGUACCAUCAUCCUGAACCACUUCCUGUUUUCUUCUUUGUGGUUUCCAGCAGUAGUAACAUCGGGCUUUUGAUCAUGUGAUUCAAUGCAGAAAAUGUUUCCUUUGCACUAAUUUUGAUACGGCCAAAAAAAUUAUUGUGGUUCUCCACAAUGCUUCUUGUCAAAACAUUGUUUUUUUUCUAAAUUGGCUUUUUGUUUUUUUUUGUGAAAUUAUUUUCUAAACAAAACGAUCCGUGCUGCUCAGAUGCUGAUUGGUGGCAGUUUUCCACCUCCAUAGACCCAUUAACUCCAGACCAAACGGUGAGGGAACAGUUCCCUGUGGAGCGCCUGGAGGCCCUUCAGCUGCUCAGGGAGGCACAGACCCGGGCCGAGGCUACCGGAGUCUGGAGGUUCUGCUGAAGCGGUUCGGGCUCAACUGGGUUAAAUGUUCUGGUUGUUGGUUCUGAUAUCUGCCUGUCUGCUUAUUCAGGUUGGCCAGCAGGGGAGUCUCUCCCUCAGGAGUCCAAAUUGGUGAGCAGAAUAAGUAGAAAUUCAGGAUCCAACUGGAUUUCUUUGCUUCGGAGUUUCUGAAGUCGACUAAAAACAUUUGUAGAAACUAGAUGGAGUUUCCAUGUGUGGAAAAAACAUUUUUGAGAUCUUAAAUUUAUGAAAGUGAGUUCUGUGUGGCAUCAUAAACGAUUGAUUGGUUGGUUGGUUGGUUGGUUGACUGAUUGAUUGAUUGAUUGAUUGAUUAGUGUUGACCCAUUUCUUUCUUUGUUUCAUUUUAAACAGUCCAUGAACUUUAACAUGUUAGUAAAGUUCUGACAUGAAGAGUUUUGUCAUAAAUCAGGCAUUUUCUGGUUGGACGGAUUAAAUCCACCUUAAAAUGAAGCUUCUGUCUGAACCUGCAGCUGCUGACUGCUGAUGCUCUCUCAACAUAACCUCGCUUCGAUCCGAGCUGCAGCUUUCAGAACCUCAGACCCGGAAAAAGCUUUUCAGAUGUGAAAGGCCCAAACCUUCCUGGUACCAGAACCCAAACUGGACUGCAAUGAAACGGAUCAGAGGCGACACCAGCAGGCGGCGGCCAUUAAAAACCACACAACAGGAAGUGACCGACACUCUUAAUAUAGGAAAAGCUCUAAGUUAGUUUUUCUGUUGUAGUGGUCGGUGAGCUGGAGUCCAUUUGGGUGGGACCAGAACCGGACUUUAGUUUGGCGAGUUUGAGACCGGAGAAGAUCCAUGGAAAACGUCCCACCGUGAAAACGGUUUAUUGCAGCGUCAGUGGUGAAACAUUAUGCAGAGUUCACGUUUUAAUAUUUUUAUGCUUCUAAAAAGCAGAACAGCUGAGUGACUUCUGGCCAUACGGUGGCGGGUUUUAUGUCUGAAACUGCUGAUGAGUCACGUUCAGAGCUGUCACCCCAGCAGAGUUCUGCCUAUUGCAGAGCAACCCAGCUGAUCAGCUGGUUUUCCUGCUGUACAAUGGCUGCUGGAAAAGUCAAGAGAUUAGUUGUUAACUUGUUGCUUUCUGGCUGGUGGGCAGGAGGCUUCACUAUUGCUUUUCAAAGAUGUAUGGUUGUAUAGUUUUGUCUCUGCAGCCAUUUUCAUUUUGAGUUGGGGGCGUGGCCAGCAGCAGCUGGGUUGGAUUUAAAGCGACAGAGAGCCUAAACAGCUCAGACUGAAAUCUGAUUUUCUGAGAAUGAUUUCAUGUAAAAAAUGUGAUGAACAGGUUUUGUUUAGGCCAUGGAGGGAUCCUAACCUGUCCUCACUGCUAGCUAAUAUCUACGCAGCUUUAAAGCUACAUGUCAGUAACAGCGACCAACAGAGAAACUUUCCCUCUGAAUGUAUUGAAGGAGAUUCUCCAAACCGGCUCUCUGCUGAAUUUCUCGUAGCUGUUUACAUCAUUUUACUGUUUUUUUUUAAAAUGUUGACCAUUUUUUAAAAUAGUUUUGAUUAUUUAACUACAGGCUCUGUUACCUUCUGGCUUCUACCUGCUGUUUCUGUAAGACGUCCUGAGUUGCAUUUCCCCUGAAAUCUCUUUAAGCAACAAUAAAAGCUGAGCUGAUCUUGAGUGAGAUUGUUUUCAGCCAGAGGUUUCCUGUUUGUCUCAAAAGCUCGUGGCAUGAAAACGAUUAUUUUCUUCAUCUGAGUUGUGAAGGAUUUCUCAGUUUGUCCUGAAAAGCUCCUGAUCGCCACCAAGCAGACUGAUGUCAGAGCAAAUGAUGUCAAAACGGGAAAUAUUUUAGUACUGAAUGUUUUUGUCUAAAGCUUUUUUUAUCGGUGCUGUACAGAUCAACGGCCUUUCUGUUCCCAUCCUGUGUUUGUGAUUUUAGGAGUUACUUUCAGUUUGUUUAUGUAUUAAAAACUUCUGCAAAGCUCGUGCAUUUCAGAGUUUUACACAAAGUCUUUUCUUGUAAUGUGGAUAAAAAUAAGUGAAUGUGAAAAAUACAAACUGACUCAUGAAUGAAAGCAGGUUCAGUCAAAGGCCACACUAACAAAUCAACUAUUAUUUCAUUUAUUUUGAAAAAAUUCAUUACAUUUUUUCAUCAUUAACUGCAGCAGUUGUUAGAUCAGCUGAGAUUUUAUAAUUUAUGUUGAAUAUUGAUAGUUGAAUAAACUAGAGAGGAACUUUU
This is a messenger RNA of Poeciliopsis prolifica (blackstripe livebearer), 5223 nucleotides long. Its product is annotated as zinc finger protein 346-like. The record is from RefSeq and is a predicted model, not a curated record. Gene Ontology annotation, molecular function: nucleic acid binding; zinc ion binding. NCBI's taxonomy places the organism in Eukaryota, Metazoa, Chordata, Actinopteri, Cyprinodontiformes, Poeciliidae. The transcript is spliced from 7 exons. The coding region runs from base 379 to 1434 and encodes 351 amino acids.